Molecule: messenger RNA, 201 nt
Organism: Clunio marinus
Lineage: Eukaryota; Metazoa; Arthropoda; Insecta; Diptera; Chironomidae
Source: the annotation of a GenBank genome assembly
AUGACAGAUCAUGCGAAACAUUUACAGGUCCAAGUUUCGCUUAAUUCAAACGCCAAUCUUUCUCUGCUGCAUACUCUGAAAAUUUUUAUACCGUGGAGUUUAAGGAAUAAAAAAGAAGUCGAAACAUAUUUCAAUGACCAGAUGUUUCCCACAGAUUCUCACAAAAGAAAUGAAGAAAAUAAAGUUGGCAACACCGCAUAA